CCGGGGCUGCUGAGCCUGCGCCCGUGCCCAGAGCCGGGGCCGAGCCGCGUCCGCGCCCAUCGCCGCCGCCCGGUGCGGGCCAAGCGGGGGACCCCAGCUUCCCCCCCAGGCACUGAGGACAGCCUGUGCCCCAGAAGCAGGAUGAGAAGAUGGCAAACUUCCUGUUACCUCGGGGCACCAGCAGCUUCCGCAGGUUCACAAGAGAGUCCCUGGCGGCCAUCGAGAAGCGCAUGGCUGAGAAACAAGCCCAAGGCUCGGCCACCUCACAGGAGACCCAUGAGGGGCUACCCGAAGAGGAGGCUCCCCAGCCCCAGCUGGACCUGCAGGCCUCCAAAAAGCUACCAGAUCUCUAUGGCAACCCACCCCGAGAGCUUAUUGGGGAGCCCCUGGAGGACCUGGACCCCUUCUACAGCACCCAAAAGACCUUCAUCGUACUGAAUAAGGGCAAGACCAUCUUCCGUUUCAGUGCCACCAAAGCCUUGUACAUCCUCAGUCCCUUCCACCCUGUCCGAAGAGCAGCUGUGAAGAUUCUGGUUCAUUCGCUCUUCAGCAUGCUCAUCAUGUGCACCAUCUUGACCAACUGCGUGUUCAUGGCCCAGCAUGACCCUCCAUCCUGGACCAAAUACGUUGAGUACACCUUUACUGCCAUCUAUACCUUUGAGUCUCUGGUCAAGAUUCUGGCUCGAGGCUUCUGCCUGCAUGCAUUUACCUUCCUCCGGGACCCAUGGAACUGGCUGGACUUCAGUGUGAUCGUCAUGGCAUACACAACUGAAUUUGUGGACCUGGGCAAUGUCUCAGCCUUACGCACCUUCCGAGUCCUCCGGGCCUUGAAAACUAUAUCAGUCAUUUCAGGCCUGAAGACAAUCGUGGGGGCCCUGAUCCAGUCUGUGAAGAAGCUGGCAGACGUGAUGGUCCUCACCGUCUUCUGCCUCAGUGUCUUCGCUCUCAUUGGCCUGCAGCUCUUCAUGGGCAACCUAAGGCACAAGUGUGUGCGCAACUUCACAGCGCUCAAUGACACCAAUGGCUCUGUGGAGGCCGAAGGCCUGGUCUGGGAGUCACUGGACCUCUACCUCAAUGAUCCAGUUAAUUACCUGCUCAAGAAUGGCACCUCUGACGUGCUACUGUGUGGGAACAGCUCGGAUGCCGGGACAUGUCCCGAGGGCUACCGAUGCCUAAAGGCAGGUGAGAACCCUGACCAUGGCUACACCAGCUUCGACUCCUUCGCCUGGGCCUUCCUCGCACUCUUCCGCCUGAUGACACAGGACUGCUGGGAACGCCUCUACCAGCAGACCCUGAGGUCCGCAGGGAAGAUCUACAUGAUAUUUUUCAUGCUUGUCAUCUUUCUGGGCUCCUUCUACCUGGUGAACCUGAUCCUGGCUGUGGUCGCCAUGGCCUACGAGGAACAAAACCAAGCCACUAUUGCAGAGACCGAGGAGAAGGAAAAGCGCUUCCAGGAGGCCAUGGAGAUGCUCAAGAAAGAGCAUGAGGCCCUCACCAUCAGGGGUGUGGAUACUGUGUCCCGUAGCUCCUUGGAGAUGUCCCCUCUGGCCCCAGUAACCAACCACGAGAGAAGAAGCAAGAGGAGAAAACGAAUGUCUUCAGGAACAGAAGAGUGUGGAGAUGAACGGUUUCCCAAGUCUGACUCAGAAGAUGGUCCCAGAGCAAUGAAUCACCUCAGCCUCAGCAGGACUUCAGUGAAGCCUCGCUCCAGCCGAGGGAGCAUUUUCACCUUUCGCCGUCGAGACCUGGGGUCCGAGACCGACUUUGCAGAUGAUGAGAACAGCACAGCAGGGGACAGUGAGAGCCACCGCACAUCACUGCUGGUGCCCUGGCCCCUGCGCCGGCCCAGUGCCCAGGGGCAGCCCAGUCCCGGGGCCUCUGCUCCAAGCCAUGUCCUCAACGGCAAAAGAAACAGCACCGUGGACUGCAAUGGGGUGGUCUCCUUGCUGGGGGCAGGUGACACUGAGGCCAUGUCCCCAGGGAGCCGCCUCCUCCGCCCCAUGAUGCUGGAGCGACCCCCAGACACGACCACACCUUCGGAGGAGCUAGGUGGGGCCCAGAUGCUGACGCCCCAGGCUCCGUGUGCAGAUGGCUUCGAGGAGCCAGGAGCACGGCAGCGGGCACUCAGUGCAGUCAGCGUCCUCACCAGUGCCCUGGAAGAGUUGGAGGAGUCUCACCGCAAGUGUCCCCCAUGCUGGAACCGCUUUGCCGAGCGCUACUUGAUCUGGGAGUGCUGUCCGCUGUGGAUGUCCAUCAAGCAGAAAGUGAAGUUCGUGGUCAUGGACCCAUUUGCCGACCUCACCAUCACCAUGUGCAUUGUACUCAACACCCUCUUCAUGGCGCUGGAGCACUACAACAUGACAACCGAAUUUGAGGAGAUGCUGCAGGUUGGAAACUUGGUCUUCACAGGGAUCUUCACAGCAGAAAUGACCUUCAAGAUCAUUGCCCUCGACCCCUACUACUACUUCCAGCAGGGCUGGAACAUCUUCGACAGCAUCAUCGUCAUUCUUAGUCUCAUGGAGCUGGGCCUGUCCCGUAUGGGCAACCUGUCGGUGCUGCGCUCCUUCCGCCUGCUACGGGUCUUCAAGUUGGCCAAAUCAUGGCCCACCCUGAACACACUCAUCAAGAUCAUCGGGAACUCAGUGGGAGCGCUGGGGAACCUGACGCUGGUGCUGGCCAUCAUUGUGUUCAUCUUUGCUGUGGUGGGCAUGCAGCUCUUUGGCAAGAACUACUCAGAGCUGAGGCAUCGCAUCAGUGACUCAGGCCUGCUGCCACGCUGGCACAUGAUGGACUUCUUCCAUGCUUUCCUCAUCAUCUUCCGCAUACUCUGUGGAGAAUGGAUCGAGACCAUGUGGGACUGCAUGGAGGUGUCUGGGCAGUCAUUGUGCCUGCUGGUCUUCUUGCUUGUCAUGGUCAUUGGCAACCUUGUGGUCCUGAACCUCUUCCUGGCCUUGCUGCUCAGCUCCUUCAGUGCAGACAACCUCACAGCCCCCGAUGAGGAUGGAGAGAUGAACAACCUACAGCUGGCCUUGGCCCGCAUCCAGCGGGGCCUGCGCUUCAUCAAACGGACCACUUGGGACUUCUGCUGUGGGCUCCUGCGGCGGCGGCCUAAGAAGCCUGCGGCCCUGGCUCCCCGCAGUCAGCUGCCCAACUGCAUGGCCAGCCCCAGCUCCCCACCACCCCCAGAAGUGGAGAAGGCACCCCCAGCCCGCAAGGAAACACGGUUUGAAGAGGGCAAGUGUCCUGGCCAGGGCGCCCCCGGGGAGCCAGAGCCUGUGUGCGUGCCCAUCGCCGUGGCCGAGUCAGACACGGACGACCAGGAGGAGGAUGAUGAAAACAGUCUGGCCACCGAGGAAGAAUCCAGCAAGCAGGAAUCCCAGCCUGUGUCUGAUGGCCCAGAACCCCCCCAGGAGCCCAGGGCCUGGAGCCAGGGGUCAGAGACCACCUCCUGGGAGGCUGAGGCCAGGGCGUCUCAAGCAGACUGGCGGCAGCAGCGGAAAGCAGAGCCCCAGGCCCCAGGGUGCAGUGAGACCCACGAGGACAGUUACUCUGAAGGUAGCACAGCAGACAUGACCAACACUGCUGACCUCCUGGAGCAGAUCCCCGACCUCGGCGAGGACGUCAAGGAUCCAGAGGACUGCUUCACUGAAGGCUGCAUCCGGCGCUGUCCUUGCUGUGCAGUGGACACCACACAGUCCCCAGGGAAGGUCUGGUGGAGACUACGUAAGACCUGCUAUCGAAUUGUAGAGCACAGCUGGUUCGAGACGUUCAUCAUUUUCAUGAUCCUGCUCAGCAGUGGAGCACUGGCCUUUGAGGACAUUUACCUGGAGGAGCGGAAGACCAUCAAGGUUCUGCUGGAGUACGCAGACAAGAUGUUCACCUACGUCUUCGUGCUGGAGAUGCUGCUCAAGUGGGUGGCCUAUGGCUUCAAGAAGUACUUCACCAAUGCCUGGUGCUGGCUGGACUUCCUCAUCGUGGACGUCUCGCUGGUCAGCCUGGUGGCCAACACUCUGGGCUUUUCUGAGAUGGGCCCCAUCAAGUCGCUGCGGACGCUACGUGCCCUCCGACCCCUGAGAGCCCUGUCACGAUUUGAGGGCAUGAGGGUGGUGGUCAAUGCCCUGGUGGGUGCCAUCCCAUCCAUCAUGAACGUCCUCCUCGUCUGCCUCAUCUUCUGGCUCAUCUUCAGCAUCAUGGGUGUGAACCUCUUUGCGGGGAAGUUUGGGAGGUGCAUCAACCAGACUGAGGGAGACCUGCCUUUGAACUACACCAUUGUGAACAACAAGAGCGAGUGCGAGUCCUUCAAUAUGACUGGAGAGUUGUACUGGACCAAGGCAACAUUUAAAGGCUGGAUGGACAUCAUGUAUGCUGCCGUGGACUCAAGAGGGUACGAAGAGCAGCCCCAGUGGGAGUACAACCUCUACAUGUACAUCUACUUUGUCGUUUUCAUCAUCUUCGGGUCCUUCUUCACCCUGAACCUUUUCAUUGGUGUCAUCAUUGAUAACUUCAACCAACAGAAGAAAAAGUUAGGGGGCCAGGAUAUCUUCAUGACAGAGGAGCAGAAGAAGUACUACAACGCCAUGAAGAAGCUGGGCUCCAAGAAGCCCCAGAAGCCCAUCCCUCGGCCCCUGAACAAGUACCAGGGCUUCAUAUUUGAUAUUGUGACCAAGCAAGCCUUUGAUGUCACCAUUAUGUUUCUUAUCUGCUUGAAUAUGGUGACCAUGAUGGUAGAGACUGAUGACCAAAGCCCUGAAAAAGUGAACAUCUUGUCCAAGAUCAACUUGCUCUUCGUGGCCAUCUUCACAGGCGAGUGUAUUGUCAAGAUGACUGCCCUGCGCCACUAUUACUUCACCAACAGCUGGAACAUCUUUGACUUCGUGGUUGUCAUCCUCUCCAUCGUGGGCACGGUGCUCUCUGACAUCAUUCAGAAGUACUUCUUCUCCCCGACGCUCUUCCGAGUCAUCCGCCUGGCCCGAAUUGGCCGCAUCCUCCGACUGAUCCGAGGGGCCAAGGGGAUCCGCACGCUGCUCUUUGCCCUCAUGAUGUCCCUGCCCGCCCUCUUCAACAUUGGGCUGCUGCUCUUCCUUGUCAUGUUCAUCUACUCCAUCUUUGGCAUGGCUAACUUUGCUUAUGUCAAGUGGGAGGCUGGCAUCGACGACAUGUUCAACUUCCAGACCUUCGCCAACAGCAUGCUGUGCCUCUUCCAGAUCACCACAUCGGCUGGCUGGGAUGGCCUCCUCAGCCCCAUCCUCAACACGGGGCCCCCCUACUGCGACCCUAAUCUGCCCAACAGCAAUGGCUCCCGGGGCAACUGUGGGAGCCCAGCCGUGGGCAUCCUCUUCUUCACCACCUACAUCAUCAUCUCCUUCCUCAUCGUGGUCAACAUGUAUAUCGCCAUCAUCCUGGAAAACUUCAGUGUGGCCACAGAGGAGAGCACUGAGCCCCUGAGUGAGGAUGACUUUGACAUGUUCUAUGAAAUCUGGGAGAAGUUUGACCCAGAAGCAACCCAGUUCAUCGAGUACUCAGCUCUGUCCGACUUUGCCGAUGCCCUGUCUGAGCCACUUCGUAUCGCCAAGCCCAACCAGAUCAGCCUCAUCAAUAUGGACCUGCCUAUGGUGAGUGGGGACCGCAUCCACUGCAUGGACAUCCUCUUUGCCUUCACCAAGAGGGUCCUGGGAGAGUCUGGGGAGAUGGAUGCCCUAAAGAUCCAGAUGGAGGAGAAGUUCAUGGCCGCCAACCCAUCCAAGAUCUCCUAUGAGCCCAUCACCACCACGCUCCGGCGCAAGCAUGAGGAGGUGUCGGCCACAGUCAUCCAGCGGGCCUUCCGGAGGCACCUGCUGCAGCGCUCUGUGAAACAUGCCUCCUUCCUCUUCCGCCAGCAGGUGGGCAGUGGUGGCCUCUCGGAAGAGGAUGCCCCCGAGCGAGAGGGCCUCAUUGCCUACAUGUUGAAUGAGAACUUCUCCCGGCAGGACAGACCACCCUCCAGCUCCUCCAUUUCCUCCACAUCCUUCCCACCCUCCUAUGACAGUGUCACCAGGGCCACUAGCGAUAACCUCCAGGUGAGGGUGUCUGACUAUAGCCACAGUGAGGAUCUCGCGGACUUUCCCCCAUCCCCGGACAGGGACCGAGAGUCGAUAGUGUGAGCCCAGCCCCACCAGCCAAGACACACGCUCUUGCACCAUGGCAAACCUGAAUGCAGUCAAAACCAGCAUGCUGGGGCCUUCCUGGCCUUGAGCUUCAAGAGAGAGAGAUGGCCUUGGCCAGUGGCUCCACACGGCAGAGAUCUGUGGUGUUGUGUCAUCAGACAGAAACAGGAGGAGCCCACUAUUCUGGAGGCUGUCCCUGGAGCCCUGCACAAAUCAGGGGCCUGGCCUAGUCAGGUGGCACCCUGGGCUCUGCAAAGCACUCAUCAUCGCAGCUGUUGAAGUGAAACAUAAAACAGACUGUACAUGUUGUGAAUGGGCUUUCGUAAAUUUACUAUAUUUGAUAUUUUUUUACUUGAGCAAAGGACUAAUGUUUUUUCCAUGGAUGUUGGCAGCAAUUCGUGCUGCAUCUUCUUAAUCCAGAACAGGAAUGUCUAGGGAGCUGCCAGACUCUGUCCUGCAAGAGUGGAAUGCAGUAUGGCUCCCAUAGGCCUUCCCCACCCGAAGGAGGGACAGGUCCUCUGCUGCUUGGGCUGAGGGGGCUGAGGCUCUUCAUUCACACACACAUGCACACACUCCUUCCACACAUGAGGGCAGACCCAGGCCACAGAGGCCCGGGCACCCCUCGAGCAGUGUCAGACAGCCACCUCUGUCCCAACCUCCUGAGUCCAUGGAUGGAGUUUCUGUCAUUGGAGCUCAUUCUGACCUUCCAUUGCCCCCGGGGUCCUGUUUUUCCCCUGUGUUUUUAUGCAGGCCACAUUGGUCAGUCCUACGAAAAUAAAAAGCUUCCAGAAGACUUGCCUGGGCCCCAGGACUGGUCCUGGGCACGGAUGUUGGCCUUUCUUCCCUCCUGUAAGAGUAUUAACACUAAAACCCAUGGGAAUGAGGGUACCAGCCCAACUCACAGCCGGGCUUACAGCUUGUCCUUGCUCUUAGAACCCGGCAGGCCCCGCCUGACAGGCCAGGGAUGAGAAGGCUGAGCCAUGAGGUUGAGGCUCAGUUUACCCACUUGCAGCUGUGUUGGCCUCCAGGCCCACGUGAAAGAAGCCACUGCUGUCUGCCAGCCUCUCCCUAGGACUCUGGCCUUGUGGGGAGGGAAUCCCGCCUGGACCCCAGCUUUUCUCCAGAUGCAGCAUCGUGAAGUGGGGAGGGUAGCUUGGGUUCAUCGGAAAUGACUCCCAGGAUGGCCAGGCCUGGCUCUUGUCCCUGGGGGUGGACAAAACCAUGAGCCCCUCUGGGAAAGGAGGCCAGAGCCUGGUGUACCCACAUGCAGGACUUCCUUGGGACAGGAUUGGGGAUGUCCCAUAGGUCUUAUAAGAAGGCUUUUUCAGGGAAAAACACCUUACUAGUCCAAUUACCCCCAGGACCUCUAUAGCUGCUGACAAUCCUAUUUAGCAUAUGCAAAUCUUUUAAAGUAAAGCACUGUUGCCUGAGGUGACAGGGUUGCUGGUGGAGCCUGAGCAGGCAAGAGCCCCACUGGCAGUUAGCUCCUCAGCAGAGCCGCCUCCUGCUGGGGCGACCACCUCACAGGCCACCUCAGUCUCACCCGCCUGCUCUAGGCUGGCUCUCCUCACCUACCUCGCCACGCUGUCGGAGGGCUAGAUGAUCACGAUGCUCAUGGCAGUGCUGAAGGGGGCGUUGCCGGCGCGUAAAGUAUUAUGUUUCUUGUCACCCUAGUUCCCUCGGUGGCAACCCCAGCCCCACCCCCACCCCUAGAGACUCCUCCCAAGUACCCUUUGAGUCCAUAGUGGGACUUGGUUUUAACUGUCCCAGUGACACUUUUCCGAGUGGAAAUCUUAUUUUUGUAGACCUGUGCUUUGCUCUCAAGGAUUGGAGAAGUGUGUCCCUCACCCCCCUGUCCACAGGAAUGUAGCCAGGCUCCCUGCCCGCCAGCCGGAAGGAGACUGUGGUCUGUGUGUGGACAGCCCUGGAGCCUGGAGACAGGUGCUGGUGCUGGCUGCAGGUGGCGCUGAGGGCAGGGCCAAGCUGGCUCCUAAGGUCAAUAUGGCUCUCCUUUUUUUCCAGAACUGCACAGUGACCAGCAGGAGGGGAGAAUAAGGAGGAAGAGGGGGAGGGACAUGCCUCAAGUGCCAGAUGUUGUUGAACCAAUUGAGCACUUCUCACCAAACUUCGUGUAUAAAUAAAAUACAUAUUUUUAAAAACAAACCAAUAAAUGGCUUACAUG
Messenger RNA from Heterocephalus glaber (naked mole-rat), 8325 nucleotides. NCBI's taxonomy places the organism in Eukaryota, Metazoa, Chordata, Mammalia, Rodentia, Bathyergidae. The record is from RefSeq and is a predicted model, not a curated record.